AUGGGCAAAGAAUUCAGUAAUGAGAUGUUCUCGUUGAACAUCUUCGAAAGGGCGGUGCAGGAUCCAUGUUGCGACGGCUGCGACCACGAGGACGGGCGCUGCUACGAGAGAAGCGAGCACGGCGACGGGGACGAGGAACACGACCCUCUCGAGGAGCGGAGCGGGGGCGGCGGCACCAAGUGUGUUCGAAAUGCGCUGGUGCGCCACCAGUCGUCGCCCGCCAUGCAGACGUCGCAGCCGGCGAGGCGGCGGGCGAAUAGCGCCACGUUGAUCCGGCAGAUAUCGCGGCAGUCGACGCUGGACGUGGUAGCGCCAGCGGGGAUGUCGAUCGAGGAGGGCCAGCCGAUGGAGUUCGUACCACAGCGGCAGCAGCAGCAGCAGCAGCAAACUCCGUCGCCGACUCCCACGCAGCAGCAAACUCCGUCGCCGACUCCCACGCUGCAGCGCACGCGGUCGUCGUGCGCUUGUAUUCCAACUCAUCUGUAUGGACUUGAAAAAUACGUUUCGUCGGUCUUGGACGCGCUGUCGACGGGCGACUAUCAGGAUGUGCCGGAGUCCCUGACGGCUGCGGAGUCUGCGGUUUCGUCUCCGCUGUCAAGCCAAUCGUCGUCUUUCUCGAAGCCGCAGUGCGACUCGAGGAAGAAAUCGUUCAUCGAAACGUCACUGGCCAAGUCAUUUUCACAAUAG
This is a messenger RNA of Zygotorulaspora mrakii, 687 nucleotides long. RefSeq lists its product as uncharacterized. Lineage: Eukaryota; Fungi; Ascomycota; Saccharomycetes; Saccharomycetales; Saccharomycetaceae. Bases 1 to 687 code for a protein of 228 amino acids. The transcript has a single exon. The record is from RefSeq and is a predicted model, not a curated record.